Galeopterus variegatus (Sunda flying lemur) is the source of this 1193-nucleotide messenger RNA. RefSeq names its product peroxisomal biogenesis factor 11 alpha (gene PEX11A). The coding region runs from base 129 to 875 and encodes 248 amino acids. Gene Ontology annotation, cellular component: peroxisomal membrane. NCBI's taxonomy places the organism in Eukaryota, Metazoa, Chordata, Mammalia, Dermoptera, Cynocephalidae. Gene Ontology annotation, biological process: regulation of peroxisome size; peroxisome fission. The transcript has 3 exons. The record is from RefSeq and is a predicted model, not a curated record.
ACGGGGGCCGGAGAGUCCUAGUCCGAGCAGCCUGGCCUGUUCUCUGAUACCGACCCUCCCCGGAGACCCACCGGCGCCCCAGAGGACACAGAGACAACGGUGUCACACGUGGCCUUGGACUGGGCGCCAUGGACGCCAUGGACGCCUUCACCCGCUUCACCAACCAGACCCAGGGCCGGGACCGACUCUUCAGAGCCACUCAAUACACAUGCAUGUUGCUUAGAUAUUUGUUAGAGCCUAAAGCUGGCAAAGAGAAGGUGGUAAUGAAGCUCAAGAAACUGGAGUCCAGUGUGAGCACUGGUCGUAAAUGGUUCAGACUAGGCAAUGUGGUACAUGCUGUACAGGUGACUGAGCAGAGCAUUCAUGCCACUGACCUGGUACCCCGCUUAUGCCUAACAUUAGCCAACCUGAACCGUGUGAUUUAUUUCAUCUGUGACACCAUCCUCUGGGUGAGGAGUGUAGGCCUCACCUCUGGCAUCAACAAAGAGAAAUGGCAAAUGUGGGCUGCCCGCCACUACUACUAUUCUCUCCUGCUGAACCUCGUCAGGGAUCUGUAUGAAAUCUCCCUGCAGAUGGAACGGAUUGCACACGACAGGGCAAAGAGGGAGAAAUCCCAGGAUCCUCUUGGGCACAGUGUGGCUGAUGAGGAAACAGAAUGGCUCCAGUCCUUUCUCCUUCUCUUAUUCCAAUCUCUGAAGCAGCAUCCUCCCUUGCUCCUGGACACAGUGAAGAACUUCUGUGAUAUCCUGAACCCUUUGGACCAGCUGGGGAUCUAUAAGUCCAAUCCUGGCGUCGUUGGACUUGGAGGUCUUUUGUCUUCUAUAGCAGGCAUCAUCACCAUGGUAUAUCCUCAAAUGAAGCUGAAGAUCCGCUAGGGUGUUUUUAGGCUGAGGACUAGUACUAGCUUUAAAAGAUGGCUUCUUAGUGGAGUGGACAUUUGCAUUAGUCACAGACCAUGCCAUACUGUACUCGAGUUCUUGUUCACAUGAACAUUUAGGGGCCUGUGAUGUGAGCAGAGGUGGGGCCAAGAAUGGAGAAGCGGGAAGCAUGAUGAUUUAUGUAUGUUUUUUAGAGUACUAGAGUGACUUCUGAAUUUCUGAAUAUUUUCUCUUCAUUUAACAAUUAUCGAGCAUCUUUUAUGUACGUAGUAGGAGCUAAGUGAAUAAAAAUUGAAAGGAAAAAAAAUUGGAAAA